This is a messenger RNA of Dreissena polymorpha, 2714 nucleotides long. Its product is annotated as acetylcholine receptor subunit beta-like. Gene Ontology annotation, molecular function: neurotransmitter receptor activity; extracellular ligand-gated monoatomic ion channel activity; transmembrane signaling receptor activity. The coding region runs from base 164 to 1384 and encodes 406 amino acids. Gene Ontology annotation, biological process: chemical synaptic transmission; nervous system process; regulation of membrane potential. The record is from RefSeq and is a predicted model, not a curated record. Lineage: Eukaryota; Metazoa; Mollusca; Bivalvia; Myida; Dreissenidae. Gene Ontology annotation, cellular component: membrane; neuron projection; synapse. The transcript is spliced from 5 exons.
UAUAUGUUGAGAUAGAAGCAUGUCAUAAAUUGACUGUCUUUAAACGGUAAGUGAUUUGUACCUUUGAUGCGCGUCAAAAGUGAUAUAAAGUGAUGCUCAGUGUAAUCUACUCGUCACCUGUGAAAUGUAAUAUUACGAUACAACAUAUCUAAUGCGUUGACGGAUGUAUGUUACUGUGUUUUCAAACAUGCAAUACGUGUUCGUGCGCUUGCUGAUAUUACAAUGGAGUUUAAUAACGUGUUAUGUGGCUUCUCAGACAGCUGAUGAUGUAAAAAAUCUUACCACGACGUUAUAUAAAUCUGCUGAAUAUAAUAAAAAGGUUCGCCCGUUAAAAGAUCAGAACGAAGCUGUUGUAGUUGGGACUGAUUUGAUUCUUGACGCUAUAAUUGAUUUCAAUGAGCGAGAAGAGAAUUUGAAGAUCAGCGGUUCUCUAUUCAUGACAUGGACCGAUGAAUUUCUUCAGUGGAAUACAACGGAUUACGGAGGGCUUGAACAUCUUCUGUUGCCGCAAAAUGACAUAUGGCGACCGGGCGUCAGACUUCAUAACUCCUUUCGAACAUUUAUCGGUUUGGGUUCAAGUGAUUUGUUGCUCAGAGUUUCCUCAUCAGGUGAUGUUUCCUGGCAACCUUACCAGAUAUUUGAAGCAACGUGUGAAGUAGACAUCACGUAUUUCCCAUUUGACACACAGGAAUGUCCUCUAAAAUUUUCUUCAUGGAGCUAUUCAACAGAUCAAGUAAAACUGAUUGGAGGAAGCUAUGUAGAAUACGUUGAAGGAAGAAAAGGCAUCCUUUUGAAUCAGUUUGACAAUGCAAGAUGGUUGAUGGAGAACACCACAGCAGGGGAAAGUGAAGAUGGCUUUGUUAUUUACAAGAUGACACUGAAGAGGAAGUCAACAUUUUACGUGCUCCAUAUGAUCAUCCCAAUCGUCUUACUUUCGUUUUUAAACGUCCUCACAUUUGCACUACCGAUAUCGUCGGGAGAGCGUGCUUCUUAUGCUAUCACAGUGUUCCUGUCUUUGGUCGUAUUUCUAACAAUAGUAGCGUCUGAGAUUCCAAAGAACUCCAACACCAUUCCAGUCAUCUCAGUUUACAUCACGGCAAUAAUAGCACUCAGCACUACGAACGUAAUAACGUCACUUUUAGAAUCGCGACUGGCAUGCAGAGAUAAAUGCACGAAUUCAAUCGGUUCAGGAUAUAGGAAACUUUACCGAUUAGCUUGUAUCUGUCAGUGUAAAUGCGACGAAAAGAGCGAUCUCCAAACUGAGCUUGACUGGAAAGAUGUUGUUACUGCAUUGGACUAUUUCUUGUUUUGGUUAUUUUGUGCGCUUACCUGUGUAGCAACUGUAGUUUGGUUUGUUAUCGCAAAUGGACGGCAAAGUAAAUAAUUAAAACAAAAACAAAAUGACAUGGAAUAAUGCAUAACAAACGAGCGUAAUUCUUCGCUUGAGCAAACAAAACAAAAUUCUACUAAAAUUAAAAAGAAAAUACGUUUAAAUGUUCAGCUUGGUUAAAUAGUGGGAAUACUCGAGGUUAAUGUGACAACCAUAUAAAGAAAAGGUCGAACUGAUCGCCCGUAUAGAGGCAAUAUUAUGUUUGUUAAAAAGAAUAGUCGCCAUGUUUUUAAAUCUUCUUAAAAUUAGUUUGUAAAAUUCUAAUAUACGUGGUUCACAAUUGUUUUUAGGUUUGGUUAUACGACAGGGCUGCCUUACAGUAUUUAUUUAUUUUUUUUAAUUUGGACUCUUGUGUUUAUUACUAUAUUAACACAUAUGCUAAUAUUUCGACUACAAGUUUAUGCAGUUGAACUUAUAACAAUUUACACGAUUGUCACUCUUCAUAAGGAAAAGGUAGAUCGGUUUUGAAAUGUUUACCUACUGAGUAGGAAUCGCUCGUCCUGUGAGCACUUCGGUCGGUAAACGCAUCGGACAAUAUACAAGAAUAAUUCUACAAUUAACUCUUGCUUAUGUUUUAAAUACGUGCCGAAAUCUUGAAAUUAUGCUUUUGUAAAACCUAUUUUGAUUUUUGAAAACUGUUGUCGCAUCUCUUACCUGCAUUUAUUGUCCUUUUUGCUCUAACAAGAAAUGAAACAUUCUAAAAUUUGAACGAUGAAAAUUAAGAUCUUUUGUCAGAUUUUUGUGGUCGUGACAAAAUUAAACUUUGUUUUAUUAUGUUUGUUGUUUUGCUUCCAAAGUUUAAUUUAUACACGACCAAAAAGAUUUGAAAAAAAUUAUCUUAUUUUUGAUCGUUAAAAUUUUAGAAUAUGAAUACAUUAUUUGGUCUUAUUACACUCAGAAUGAAAACGGGAAUGUACACAGAAUCACUCUCGAAGAAUCCCGAAUAGCAAACGUUGCUGAAAAAAUAAUAUCUUAACAAAUUAUAUAUGAAUUAAUCGUCUGGGACACUUUUGAAUGAACAUUUUAAUCAUAUUAAUUUUGCAAAAAAACAAACAAUAUAUAUAUAUAUAUAUAUAUAUAUAUAUAUAUAUAUAUAUAUAUAUAUAUAUAACAUAAUGAUACAUUCAUACAUUUUGUUAAUUAUGCUAUAAUUAACUUAGUAUAGUAAGAAUUAUCUUGAUUAAGCAUACAUGUUUAAGUGUAUUAUCUCGUAUUCUUAGUUUGUAGUUUGAAUUAUAUUUUUGCAUGCCGGUGUUUUAGUAUAUGCUUUAUUCUUCAGUUUCUGAUCAAUGAAGUUACAAUACAAGUUUGUGAGAUUUUAUUU